Messenger RNA from Xyrauchen texanus (razorback sucker), 2443 nucleotides. Its product is annotated as POU domain, class 4, transcription factor 2-like. The transcript is spliced from 2 exons. The coding region runs from base 1 to 1143 and encodes 380 amino acids. NCBI's taxonomy places the organism in Eukaryota, Metazoa, Chordata, Actinopteri, Cypriniformes, Catostomidae. The record is from RefSeq and is a predicted model, not a curated record. Gene Ontology annotation, molecular function: RNA polymerase II cis-regulatory region sequence-specific DNA binding; DNA-binding transcription factor activity, RNA polymerase II-specific. Gene Ontology annotation, biological process: regulation of transcription by RNA polymerase II.
AUGAUGAUGAUGUCUCUGAACAGCAAGCAGGCUUUUGCCAUGCCCCACGCCAGUCUGUCCGAGCCCAAAUACUCCAGUUUGCAUUCGUCUUCCUCUUCCACUUUGACAUCCAACGCGAUCUCGUCCUCCUGCUCGUCGUCCCGACACAGCAGCAACACGAUCAGCAGCAGCGGCAGCUCGGAGGCGAUGCGCCGAGCAUGUCUCCCAACCCCACCGAGCAAUAUAUUCGGGGGGUUGGAUGAGAGUUUGUUGGCCCGCGCGGAAGCUCUGGCGGCGGUGGAUAUAGUCUCGCAGACCAAAAGCCAUCAUCACCCUCCUCACCACAGCCCCUUCAAGCCGGACGCAACCUACCACACCAUGAACUCGCUUCCUUGCACCUCCUCGUCCUCGUCCGUGCCUAUCUCGCACCCGUCGGCUCUUGGGAGCCACCACCACCACCACCAUCACCACCACCACCAGCCGCACCAGGCACUUGAGGGGGACCUGCUGGAUCACAUCACCCCUGGAUUGGCACUUGCCGGAGCCAUGGCAGGGCCAGACGGCUCGGUCGUUUCCACGCCUGCGCACCCUGCCCACAUGGCAGGCAUGAACCACAUGCACCAUGCUGCCAUCAACAUGGCUCACGCCCAUGGGCUGCCAUCCCACAUGAGCUGCAUGAGCGACGUGGAUGCAGAUCCCAGGGACUUGGAAGCAUUCGCUGAGCGCUUUAAACAGCGUCGGAUCAAACUUGGUGUGACCCAAGCGGAUGUAGGGUCAGCCCUGGCCAACCUGAAGAUCCCAGGCGUUGGCUCUUUAAGCCAGAGUACCAUCUGCCGAUUUGAAUCUCUCACGUUGUCUCACAACAACAUGAUCGCGCUGAAGCCCAUCCUGCAAGCCUGGCUCGAGGAGGCUGAGAAGUCACACCGCGAGAAACUGAAUAAACCAGAGCUCUUCAAUGGGGCCGAGAAGAAGAGGAAGCGGACCUCAAUCGCGGCCCCCGAGAAAAGGUCCCUCGAAGCCUAUUUUUCUAUUCAACCGCGUCCGUCAUCAGAGAAAAUCGCAGCGAUCGCAGAGAAGCUGGACCUCAAAAAGAACGUAGUGCGGGUUUGGUUUUGCAACCAGAGGCAGAAACAAAAACGCAUGAAAUACUCGGCCUGCGUCUAGCUAGACCAAGACCAACACGUGUCGAGAGACUCCUAAAACUGUUUAAAGACGAUUUGUAAAAUGUUUCUUAUCUCACACCUUUUUCAAUCAUCAGUAACUUGUUCAUUGAUCCAGAAUUCCAUGACAUACAAAAGAGACUGAAAAUACCAAAUCACUGUCACGUUUUACGCAAAGGGGAUGUGGAAUCAUUUAAAGGAUCGUUUGACUGAUCAAGUAAGACCAUUCGUUUUUCCUCACUCAUUAAAGCACACUUUCUAUAUCAGAGGAGCAAGACUGCAGCCUGCCUGAACCUUAACAUAGGCCUAUAUUUGUGAUUUACCAGAAAGUGUUCCAUUAAGUAAAAAUCCUGAGAAUAGCUUGGCAGUGUCUGUCAGUGUUUUAUAUUUGAAGUAUUUAUUUCACAGCAUGUCAAGUUAAUUCAGGGUCCAUUAGAGGAAAAGAGGAUAUCACGAAGUUCAAGAACUAUUCUGCAAACACAAUUAGAAAUAUAACAGCUCCUUGUAAAUUAUUGAUUUAGCUGUAACAUACAUCAUUUUUCUUUCAUAAUUUUAAUUUCUAUGAUUUUAAUAACUUAGCCUAAAAAUUAGGCAUUUGAUGUAGUUUUUUCUUGCGAAGGCUGGUGGAUUUAGCACGUAUAUUUGAUAUAACUUAAAUAGAACAUAUUGGAUAUGCUGAACACGAGGAGAGGCUACAUUGCUGUUUUUUAGAGAUGGGAUUUGUUCAGCCAAAUAUCUGUUGCAAUACGCCUGCGCUCUAACGUGGCCACGUUUCUUAUGAACUAUUUAUCAUGUGAGGUAAUGUUUACUUCAUUACAUAUUUAUUGGGAUUCCCUCCAUACGUUUUUGCUUGGGGAAAAAAAUAAUAUUGACAAAACAAGAAAAAACGUGUCCCUCUACAAAUGUGAAGACUGCUUGAAACAAGCCAUUUUUUUAUUUUUCCGUUCGUUCCUCUAAUGUUCGAGAUGGCACAAUCGAGAGAUAUGAAUAUGAGAACAUUUUGUUUAUAAUUAUUAUCAUGUAUGUUAUCUGGUAAUUUAUUUGUAUAAAUAUACGCGUAUGAUUAUGGAGUCGUUGCUUGUUAAAUUCACCAUGUUUAGUAAUGUUUUCUUAAUGAAAAAGAACAGUUCCAUGGAAGCAUACAAGUAAAAUGUAAAUAUCUCAUUUGGACAUACACAUAAAAUAUCCGAACAGGUAUUUGCUGUAUUGCUGUUUUAGCUGCGGUAACUGUAUUGUCUGUUGGUUUAGGGUUAAUUGUCGGUUCUAUUUAUUAAUUUAUUACAUCAAUGUAUAUUUAAGUUGCC